AUGAAAACAAUCACUUUUAAUCCCAAGGGAUUCUUUCAGAUAACAAUGCAACAGUUGUCCCCGCAAACGCAAAUAAUAUCGACCGUAAGGGAAAGGCGAAAAUUCGAGGCUUUCUUUUUUUACCUAGGUAUAAUGACGCUCUUAUUAAAAAGUGUGUGGCGUAACGUAUUGAAAAGCACUCAACGUAAUAAUCGUUCAUUGAGGUCUUCAAGUUUUUCAAAUGUUACAGCAUCAGAUGUAGCUCGUGUAAAGCCUCUUGAUAACAUUAUGAUGACCAUCCGAACAGCUCCAAGUACAGCUGAUGUGCUAGCAACUGUUCAGGCAAACCUACCUCUUUUGACAUAUAAACAUAUGCUUCAAGCAUUUCGCAGUUUAUUUGAAUUACAGAAGGCUAGUAAAUAUAAAGACAAUGAAGCAAUUAUAAAAGAUCCAACAUUCAGUAUCCUCUGUCAAAACUUUAAAAAACAUGCACGUGUUUUAGACGUAAAUGAAACUAUUGAAGCUCUUAAAGUUCUUUCCUUUCUUAAAGUGCCGGUCGACUCUGUAAUAUUUCAAACAAUGCUCCAAUUGAUACGAAGCAAUAUAAAUUUACUGAACACUCCUCAGAUAAUGUUUUUAGACUUCAUUCUUACACAGUGUAAUGGCAAAAAUCAUUUAGUGGAUGCUUUAAAAUUGGCACUUCCCUUGGCAUUCCAAAUACAUUUACCCUUAGAACUAGACAACCAAGACCCCCAACUUCUACGAGACAUGCUAUUAUACAGCUGCUCUCACGACCUUCCUGAUCGCUGCACAAAUAACGUGGUUACAGGUCUCUUACUAAAUGACCAAAAAAUCAACGCACAAAUGGCAAAAUCCAUUAUUUGGGCUUUAUGCCAAAUCGAUUGUACUGAAAAUGUCUUCCCAACACGAACUCAACUUUUGCAUAUAUGCUGCGAUAUUUUAGUCCAUUCAAUAGAUGAUUUGCCAUUUGAUGACGUAUUGAGGACGGCAGCCAAGUUAAAGGGGAGGGUCCUGGAGAAGUAUCCAGAGUACUACCACAUGGAACUCAUGGACGCGAUUGGAGAUUAUGUGGUCACUCAUGAUAUAGAAUUUGAAAAAGGAUUGCUAGUUGCACGAGUUUUGUCCAGAAUUACACACACUCAUCUCAGUUUAAUCGAAUACCUCUGCAAUAAGGCGUUAUCAGAUCCAGAAAUUUUGAACAAUGCUCGUGCAAACAUACUAUUUAGUUUCAUCAACUGUCUUUCGAACAACAACUUCACCUUGGAUUCUGAUCAGUGGACCGAAAUUAAGAAACAAAUCUCGUCUAAUCCAAUCUUAGGAUGUACUAAUGCAGCUUUACCGUGGACUAAAACAUGUCUUGAACUAGCUUCACUAGGAGUUUAUGAAGACAAGAUUCUGAGUCGAAUAUUUUCUAAGAGCUUCCUAGAUGAAUAUCUCGCAAGAGAGAACAAUACACUGGAUUACCUCCAACUCCUAACUCUUCAUGCGGCAGUAAUCACAUUUCAUAAUGCAGAUUAUAAAUUGCCAGAUGAUAUCUUGGAGAAAGCCAAGGGGAUGUAUCCGAUUCAUGCAUUAACUGGUGUUUUGGUAGAACACUUGGAAUUGGGGCUGGGAGGUCCGGGGCACAUUGUCAGAAACGUGGUACUACCUUGUGGUAUUAUAGCAGAUACAGUUAUAUGUGUAAAGGGAGGGUAUCCGGUGAAGUUGCCGCCAGUGGAUAGUGAAUCAAAGGUCCCGAUCGAACAACUAAACGUGCCAAAUGGCGCAAUAGUAGUAUGCAUAAUAAAUUUUAACCAAGGUUGUUUUUCAAUGAACAGUAACCGACUACGUGGUUUGUUCCGUCUUAUUCUAGAUAUAUUAGAGAAACAAGGAUAUGCUACUGUCGCGUUAAAUAUAAACGAAUGGAUGGGAACACCUGGACAUGAAAGAACUCCAUACCUCAUGAGGGAAAUUGGCUACAAAUGUGGGGAAAUUGGCCUUAAAUUAUCUACUACU
Molecule: messenger RNA, 1995 nt
Organism: Brenthis ino (lesser marbled fritillary)
Lineage: Eukaryota; Metazoa; Arthropoda; Insecta; Lepidoptera; Nymphalidae
Source: the annotation of a GenBank genome assembly